This is a messenger RNA of Salmo salar (Atlantic salmon), 7431 nucleotides long. Lineage: Eukaryota; Metazoa; Chordata; Actinopteri; Salmoniformes; Salmonidae. The record is from RefSeq and is a predicted model, not a curated record.
CCUUCUAUCUUGUUUACAGGAGCGCCAACAGAAGUGCGCUUAUGAAACCAAAGCAAAGCGGUCGCGCUGUUAACCCAAAUUAUCAGAGGAGAACUUGAACAACCGCGAAUGGGUUUGGACAAGUUCUGCAGUGCGGACGGUUCCGACCCGUUUUGGGAUUGGAACCGUACGUGGCACGUGGGAAACCCAGAUCUGACCCAGUGCUUUCAGAGCACAGUGCUGGUAUGGGUCCCCUGUCUCUACCUCUGGGUCUGUGCCCCAAUCUAUUUCCUGUACCUCAAAAGCCAUGACCGGGGCUACAUAUGCAUGACCCACCUCAACAGAGCCAAAACCGCAGUAGGUUUUCUCCUGUGGAUCGUCUGCUGGGCAGAUGUGUUUUACUCUUUCUGGGAAAGAAGCCAACAUGACAGCGGUGCCUCCUCCUCCACCCAGGCACCUGUUUAUCUGGUUAGCCCCACCAUGCUCGGCAUCACUAUGCUGCUGGCCACCCUCCUGACCCAGUAUGAGAGGUUAAAAGGAGUCCAGUCUUCAGGGGUGAUGCUCAACUUCUGGCUGGUGGCCGUCCUCUGUGCUACCGUCACAUUCAGAUCCAAGAUCAUACAAGCCAUCAACGAGCCGUCGACGGUGUGUGUGUUCAGAUACACAACGUUCUACAUCUACUACACGCUACUGCUCAUCUCUCUGCUCCUGUCAGCCCUCUCAGACCAGCCUCCUCUCUUCUCAGAGGCAUCCAAAGACGCUAAUCCCUGUCCUGAGAUCGGAGCUUCCUUUCUGUCCAGAAUCAGCUUCUGGUGGAUCACUGGUCUGAUAGUAACAGGUUAUAAGCGUCCGUUAGAACAGAAGGAUCUGUGGUGUCUGAACUCAGAGGACCGCUCCCAGAGGGUUGUCCCUCAGCUCGUACGACGCUGGAACAACGAGUGCCUGAAGGUUAAAAGACCGGAGGAGAAGACUCUGUACUCCCCUAAGAAGGCUCCUCGGGGAGAGAGGAAGGAGGGUGUCCCCGUAGAGGAGUCAGAGAUCCUGAUUAUGAAGACACCCCAGAAGACUAGAGAACCCUCUCUGUUCUGGGCCCUCUGUCUCACCUUCGGACCCUACUUCCUCAUCUCUUCACUCUACAAGAUCAUCCAGGACGUUCUCAUGUUCGUUGGGCCUGAGAUACUCAGGUUGCUGAUCCAGUUUGUGAAUGACUCUAGCGCCCCCUCGUGGCAGGGCUACUUCUACACCGCGCUGCUGUUCGUUUGUACCUGUUUCCAGACCCUCAUCCUGCAGAAGUACUUCCAUGUGUGCUUCGUCACGGGAAUGAGGCUACGCACUGCUAUAGUAGGAGCUGUCUACAGGAAGGCUCUGGUGAUCAGUAACGCGGCGCGGCGUACGUCUACAGUGGGAGAGAUCGUCAACCUGAUGUCGGUUGAUGCCCAGCGCUUCAUGGACCUCAUCACCUACAUCAAUAUGAUCUGGUCUGCUCCUCUACAGGUCAUACUGGCCCUGUACUUCCUGUGGCAGAACUUGGGUCCGUCGGUGCUGGCUGGCGUGGCUGUAAUGGUUCUGAUGGUGCCAAUCAACGGUGUGAUCGCCAUGAAGACCAAAACAUACCAGGUAGCUCAGAUGAAGAGUAAAGACAACCGCAUCAAGCUGAUGAACGAAGUUCUCAAUGGCAUCAAGGUGUUGAAGCUGUAUGCGUGGGAGCUGGCCUUCAAAGACAAGGUGUCAGCCAUCAGAGAGAGUGAGCUCCGUGUCCUCAAGAAGGCUGCUUACCUGGGAGCAAUAUCCACCUUCACCUGGGUCUGUGCUCCUUUUCUGGUGGCGCUGUCUACGUUCACAGUGUAUGUGAUGAUAGAUGAGAAGAACGUGCUGGAUGCUCAGAAGGCGUUUGUGUCUCUGGCUCUGUUCAACAUCCUGCGUUUCCCCCUCAACAUGCUGCCCAUGGUCAUCAGCAGCAUGGUCCAGGCCAGUGUUUCUAUGAAACGUCUGUGUGUGUUUCUUUCUCAUGAGGAGCUGCAGGAGGACAGUGUGGAGCGCAGGGCUGUAGCAGGCUGCUCAGACAGCAUCUCCAUUGAGGACGGGGUGUUCAGCUGGUCUAGAAACGACACCCCCACUCUGAAGAGGUUGAGUGUACAUAUCCCAGAUGGGUCUCUGGUAGCUGUGGUGGGACACGUUGGCUCAGGGAAAUCCUCUCUGCUCUCUGCUCUGCUGGGGGAGAUGGAGAAACUAGAGGGAUCUGUCUCUGUCAAGGGCUCUGUGGCCUAUGUCCCUCAGCAGGCGUGGAUCCAGAAUGCCACCCUGAAAGACAACAUAGUGUUUGGUCAGGAGAGGGAGGAGAGCUGGUACCACAGAGUGGUGGAGGCCUGCGCCCUGCUGCCAGACCUGGACAUCCUGCCUGCUGGAGACGGCACUGAGAUCGGGGAGAAGGGUGUGAACCUGUCAGGGGGUCAGAAGCAGAGGGUCAGUCUGGCCAGGGCGGUCUACUGCGACUGUGCUGUCUAUCUAUUGGACGAUCCUCUGUCGGCGGUUGACGCCCACGUGGGCAAACACAUCUUCGAGAAGGUUGUCGGGCCCCAGGGCGUCCUCAAGGACAGGACUCGUGUCCUGGUGACCCACGGUCUGAGCUUCCUGCCCCAGGCAGAUCUGAUCCUGGUGAUGGUGGAGGGAGAGAUCACUGAGAUGGGCUCCUACCUGGAGCUGAUGGCACGUGACGGGGCCUUCGCUGAGUUCCUCAGGACCUACGCCAACAAAGAGCAGGAAGAUGACGAAUCAGAAGAGGGGAGGGAGGAGGAGGAGGAUACUGAAGACUCUGCACCAAAGAGAGGACUGGAGAAUGGACUUCCUGCUGCUGUGAUUGGUCAGAACCUUACCAGUACAUCAGCAGUGAGGACAGAAGGAGAGGUCCUGGGGAAGAAGGCCAAGAACGCUGAGGUGGGGAGAAUCACAGAGGCUGACAAGGCCAACACCGGACGGGUGAAGUUGUCAGUAUUCUGGGAGUAUAUGAAGGCUAUAGGGGUGGUGUUGUCCUGCAUCAGUAUCUUCCUGUUCUUCAGUCACCACUUCGCCUCUCUCUUCUCUAACUACUGGCUCAGUCUGUGGACUGACGACCCAGUCAUCAACGGAACCCAGCCCAGCAGAGAGAUGAGACUGGGGGUAUACGGAGCUCUGGGGGUCUCACAGGGCAUAGCUGUGUUCUGCUACUCCAUCUCUGUCUCUAUGGGUGGUAUAUUAGCAUCACGCUACCUCCACCAGUCCAUGCUGUACAACGUACUGCGCUCUCCCAUGUCCUUCUUCGAGAGAACCCCCAGCGGUAACCUGGUGAACCGCUUCGCUAAGGAGACAGACACCAUUGACUCUGUCAUCCCAAGUAUCAUUAAGAUGUUCAUGGGUUCCAUGUUCAACGUAGUAGGAUCCUGUGUGGUCAUACUGAUCGCUACUCCACUAGUGGCUAUUAUCAUACCUCCUCUGGGGAUACUCUACUUCUUUGUCCAGCGUUUCUACGUGGCGUCGUCUCGUCAGUUGAAGCGUCUGGAGUCAGUCAGUCGUUCCCCGGUCUACACACACUUCAACGAGACGUUGCUAGGCACCAGCGUCAUCCGAGCCUUUGGGGAGCAGGAACGCUUCAUCAGGGAGAGCGACGGGAGAGUUGACCACAACCAGAAAGCAUACUACCCCAGCAUCGUAGCCAACCGGUGGCUGGCGGUGCGUCUGGAGUUUGUAGGGAACUGUAUCGUAAUGUUUGCUGCUCUGUUUGCUGUGAUGGCUAGAGAGAGCCUCAGCCCUGGGAUCAUGGGCCUGUCCAUCUCAUACGCGCUACAGCUGACGGCCUCUCUGACCUGGCUAGUGAGGAUGUCAUCAGAUCUGGAAACCAACAUUGUGGCCGUGGAGAGAGUCAAGGAGUACGAAGACACAGAGAAAGAGGCGGACUGGAGACAUGACCAAUCGUCUCUGCCUCCAGGCUGGCCCACAGCAGGCAACAUAGACAUCAGAGGGUUUGGUCUGCGAUACAGAGAGGACCAGGAACUGGCCGUACGCAACAUCACUGUAGCCAUCCCCGGAGGAGAGAAGGUGGGGAUAGUAGGUCGUACAGGAGCAGGGAAGUCCUCUCUGACUCUAGGAUUGUUCCGCAUCAUCGAGGCGUGUGAGGGAGAGAUUCAUAUAGAUGGAGUUAACAUCGCUACGCUGGGUCUACAUGAACUCCGCUCCAGGAUCACCAUCAUACCACAGGAUCCAGUGUUGUUCUCUGGGUCUCUGAGGAUGAAUCUGGACCCCUUCGAUGGCUACUCUGAUGAGGAGGUGUGGAGAGCCCUGGAGCUCUCUCAUCUCAAGAGCUUUGUGUCGGGCCUGCCGGACAAACUCAACCACGAGUGUUCAGAGGGGGGAGAGAACCUCAGUCUGGGUCAGCGCCAGCUGGUGUGUCUGGCCCGAGCCCUCCUGAGGAAGACCAAGAUCCUGGUUCUGGAUGAGGCCACAGCUGCUGUGGACCUGGAGACAGACAACCUGAUCCAGUCCACCAUCAGAACCCAGUUUGAUGACUGUACUGUCCUGACCAUCGCACACAGACUCAAUACUAUCAUGGACUACACCAGAGUGCUGGUCCUGGAUAAAGGGGAGAUGGCAGAGUUUGACUCUCCCUCCACUCUCAUCACCAAGAGAGGAAUCUUCUACAAGAUGGCUAAAGACUCUGGACUGGUCUGAGGGGCGAACGGGAGAGGACUGGCGCUUAAAGACAACAUCCCUCCUUACAGAGAACUCCUCCUCCAACCCCCUCUUCCUCUCCUCCGACCGGGAGGCUGUGCAGGGUAGAGGUAGCAGAGGGAGAGAGAGGAGAUUUCUAAGGAUUUCAAUGUUUCUGAAUGAUAAGUGUGUAAAUUAUGGGAGCACUCUACCUCCACUCCUCCCUCUCUCCCUCUCUCCACUCCUCCCUAUAUCCCUCCCUCGACUUCUCCUGCCCCUCCACUCUCUACUACAGAAUAUGUAAAGGAUUCACUCCACUAAACCUGAUGCUGCUGCUUCUCCAGGACAAAUCCCUUCCAACAACUCUUACUGCUGUUACUCCUACCACCAUCCCUCCCUCCCUUAACUAAAGACUUCUCCAGGACAAAUCCCUUCCAACAACUCUUACUGCUGUUACUCCUACCACCAUCCCUCCCUCCCUUAACUAAAGACUUCUCCAGGACAAAUCCCUUCCAACAACUCUUACUGCUGUUACUCCUACCACCAUCCCUCCCUCCCUUAACUAAAGACUUCUCCAGGACAAAUCCCUUCCAACAACUCUUACUGCUGUUACUCCUACCACCAUCCCUCCCUCCCUUAACUAAAGACUUCUCCAGGACAAAUCCCUUCCAACAACUCUUACUGCUGUUACUCCACCAUCCCUCCCUCCCUUAACUAAAGACUUCUCCAGGACAAGAUUCCCUUCAUCUUGCAGAAUUUGUCCGCUCCGGUUUGUCGUUGUGGGAAGUCAGAAGUUCGGUCAGAAGGCCAUCUGAUCUGCUCUCCUCCGUCAAACAGACUCAGAAUACCACCUAGGAUUUUUUAUUUUAUUCUAAAUGGGCAUUUUGUGCUUUUGAAAGUGUACUCUGUUAAGAGACUAUAAAAGAGUCCUUUUUGUUUUUUCUCUGCCCCAGAUUGCCUUUAUUGCCAUCAGAGGAAAGAAUCAGAAUAUUCUAAUUUCUUCUAUCCAAUGUAACUGGAAUGUUCUGAAUUGUUCUCCCCAACGGAACCAGAAUAUUCUGGUGUGUUCCUUACAACGGAACCGGAAUGUUCUGGUGUGUUCCCCCCCAAUGUAACUGGAAUGUUCUCAUCUGUUCUUUCCAAGGGAACCAGAAUGUUCUGAUCUGUUCUCUCCAACGGAACCGGAAUGUUCUGAUCUUUUCUCUCCAAUAGAACCGGGUGGACUAGGUUGAAUAUUUAUUUGACAGACAGUACAAUGUUAUCCCCACAGGGAGUGAGUGAAUGGAUAUCUGUCCAAUCACAGACACCGGCUGGAGAAACCUGUCCCAUCAGUCAGAUCCCGCCCCCCUCUACGCUGAGUAGUGAAAAAGAGAGUGAGGUCACCCACCCUUGACCUCUGCCUGGGUGGCCUUUGACCCUUGAGCUCCCAGAUGCUGCUUUCCAUAGUGCCACACCUCAAACGGCAUCCUACACCACACUUCUCUUGACCCAAGCCCUGUGUGGCAGUCUGUUGUCUGUUACCUGUAACUAGCCUAGGGAGAGACCUGGCUGGCUUUAAACCUGCUUUAUUUAAAUGAAUGUAAUACACAUUGUUAUAUCCUUCUGGCUAAAUCCAAAAUGGCACCCUAUUCCCUACAUAGUGCACUACUUUUGACCCGGUACCAUAGUGCUCUGUUCAAAAGUAGUGCACUUUAUAGGGAAUAGGGUGCCAUUUGGGCCAAAUAUAGGAUAAUUUGACUGUAGCCUUCUGCGUUCAGCAGAGACCACUUUAUCUGUUGGCACUUUAUCUGUUGGUUAGUAGGUGUUAUUAUAUUAUUGAACCUCUGGAGCCAUACGCUAUUGGGUUAGUCAGGCUGAUCAGCAAGUCUCAAUAAGGUGUUGGGUUAGUCAGGCUGAUCAGCAAGUCUCAAUAAGGGUUUGGGUUAGUCAGGCUGAUCAGCAAGUCUCAAUAAGGUGUUGGGUUAGUCAGGCUGAUCAACGAGUCUCAAUAAGGUGUUGGGUUAGUCAGGCUGAUCAGCAAGUCUCAAUAUGGUGUUGGGUUAGUCAGACCGAUCAGCAAGUCUCAAUAAGGUGUUGGGAUCAACAAGUCUCAAUAUGGUGUUGGGUUAGUCAGGCUGAUCAGCAAUUCUCAAUAAGGUGUUGGGUUAAUCAGACUGAUCAACAAGUCUCAAUAAGGUGUUGGGUUAGUCAGGCUGAUCAACAAGUCUCAAUAAGGUGUUGGGUUAGUCAGACUGAUCAGAAAGUCUCAAGCCUCAAACACCUUAGUAAUAUAUUCUCUCCAUGGACUCAUGUUACUCAUUUUCACUGGGGGGUGCGUCCCAAAUGUCAACUCAUUCUACAUUUGACCAGGGCCCAUAUGGGGGAAUAGGAAGUCAUUAAUGACCAGGGCCCAUAUGGGGGAAUAGGAAGUCAUUAAUGACCAGGGCCCAUAUGGGGGAAUAGGAAGUCAUUAAUGGCCACGGCCCAUAUGGGGGAAUAGGAAGUCAUUAAUGACCAGGGCCCAUAUGGGGGAAUAGGAAGUCAUUAAUGACCAGGGCCCAUAUGGGGGAAUAGGAAGUCAUUAAUGACCAGGGCCCAUAUGGGGGAAUAGGAAGUCAUUAAUGGCCAGGGCCCAUAUGGGGGAAUAGGAAGUCAUUAAUGACCAGGGCCCAUAUGGGGGAAUAGGAAGUCAUUAAUGACCAGGGCCCAUAUGGGGGAAUAGGAAGUCAUUAAUGACCAGGGCCCAUAUGGGGGAAUAGGAAGUCAUUAAUGACCAGGGCCCAUAUGGGGGAA